Lytechinus variegatus (green sea urchin) is the source of this 4099-nucleotide messenger RNA. Its product is annotated as sodium/glucose cotransporter 4-like. Bases 363 to 2357 code for a protein of 664 amino acids. The record is from RefSeq and is a predicted model, not a curated record. The transcript is spliced from 14 exons. Gene Ontology annotation, cellular component: plasma membrane. Gene Ontology annotation, molecular function: D-glucose:sodium symporter activity. Lineage: Eukaryota; Metazoa; Echinodermata; Echinoidea; Temnopleuroida; Toxopneustidae. Gene Ontology annotation, biological process: transmembrane transport.
AUAUUUCUAAUCACUAGACUCUUUUUUUUUCUUCAUAGCUUUCCGAAUCACCAAAAGUUGUUAUUUUCCUAUCCAGCUUAAACUAAAGUUUUAAAGCAAGGCUGUUUGAGAAAGCAGUGCUACCGCAACAACAAUUUGGAAGGGCUAAAACAUUUGUGACGAUGUCGCGCGUGGAACCACUUUCGUUCAACGUUUAAGGUGUAGAACCCAAAGACGGGGUAUAGCAGAAAAAAAACUUCAGAAACCAACCAUUUCAGCCGUUGCCUUUAGGUCAUUAGUUUUGGUAUUUUGGUGUGUUUCGCUCGAAAUAUCUGAAGAAAAAUUAUCAUCAUUGGAUCAUCCUGUAAUCGACGUUCGUAAAGAUGGGCAACACCGUUACAAACGGUAACCUCGAGACCUGGGACGUCGUCAUCAUUGUGCUCAACUUCGUCGGCGUCUUCGCUUUCGGCAUAUGGGCAUCAUGUGGAAGCGGUAAAGAGAGCACCAGUGGGUAUUUCUUAGCAGGUCGACAAAUGCCUUGGUAUCUGGUGGGUUUAUCACUGUGGAUGACUAACAUUGGUAGUCGAUCUUUUAUCGGCAUAGCAGGUUCCGCUUCCGUAGGAGGAUAUGGAGUAGCGAUUUAUGAAUUUCAGGCGUUGAACUGUUUACUUCUGCUAGGAUUUAUCUUCAUUCCUAUAUAUUUCGCAUCUGAGGUUUCGACCGUACCCGAAUAUCUCAAGCAUCGAUUUGGCGGUGAUCGUCUUCAGAUGGCCAUCGCCAUCAUCAACCUCAUCACAGCGGUCGUCAUCAUGUUAGCGAGUGAGAUGUACGCUUCUUCCCUGGUGAUCCAGCAAUCCCUCGGAUGGGAUCUAUAUACAUCAAUCAUUGUUCUUCUUCUAAUGACGGCCGUAUAUACCGUAGCAGGAGGACUCAAAGCUGUCAUAUACACCGAUGCCAUCCAGGCUGUCAUCAUGAUGGUCGGCGCAUUUGCUCUCAUGGGAAUCGCCUUCUCGGAAGUCGAUUGGUCAAUGGAGACGCUCCGGUUGAAUUACAUGUCAGCCAUACCCAACACCACCCAGUUGUGGGGGAACACAUCGUGUGGUAUCCCGCAAGAGGGGACGUGGCACAUCUUCCAUCCCGCCGAUGACCCCGGUCUCCCUUGGACAGGUUCGGUCUUCGGGGCCUUGGUCCUUGGAUGUUACUUCUGGUGUACUAAUCAGGUGAUUGUACAACGGACACUGGCAGCAAGAAACGUGACACAUAGCAAGGGAGCAUGCAUCAUGACUGGUUACUUCAAGAUCUUACCAAUGUUCCUUAUGAUCAUCCCCGGUAUGAUCAGCCGAAGCUUGUGGCCAGAUCUUGUAGCCUGUGUUGAUCCCGAUACCUGCGAGGAUGUUUGCGGGAAUCCCGCUGGGUGCUCCGACAUUGCCUACCCGAGACUUGUCGUUCAGCUAAUGCCAACAGGUCUGCGAGGUUUGAUGCUCGCCACCAUGCUUGCCGCCAUGAUAAGUUCGUUGACCUCCAUCUUCAAUGCAGCCAGUUCCAUGUUCGUACUUGAUAUCUGGUAUAAGAUCAGGCCGAGGUCGACCGAACUCGAGCUUGUAAUUGUUGGAAAACUAUCUACAGUGAUCAUGGUAGUUGUUGGAGUGCUAUGGAUCCCGAUCCUUCAGGCCUAUGGCUCUGGAGAACUCUUCACCUACAUGCAAGCCAUCAACUCAUACCUCACACCGGCCGUCUUCUCAGUCUUUACUGCUGCCAUCUUGCUUCAACGUGUUAAUGAGACGGGAGCUUUCUGGGGAUUGGUGUGCGGUUUUCUGAUCGGUCUGACCAGGGCCAUCCUUGAUUUCGUCUUCGGCGUCCCCUCAUGCGGUCAGGUGGACGAUCGACCAGCAAUGCUCAAGAAUUUCCACUUCCUACACUUCGCAGCCUUCGUCUACGGUCUCACUCUCAUCCUCAUUGUUCUUUUCAGUUAUCUCAAGGACCCUCUUCCCCCUUAUAAGUUGGUACGUUUGACGUGGUGGACGCGACACUCCGAUAUACCAAGGGAACCAAUAUCUUCAGAAGAGGAAGAAAAACGACUCCAUAACGAAGCCAUUCGGAAAGAGAAACAGAAGCAAGCAGCUCUAGAUGCUCAGACGAGGACAGGGCUGAAAUGGAAAUUGUGGUACUUGAUAUGUUGCAUCACCACUUCUCCAGCCAACAUCGACGACGACGAAGAACCGGUUAUUGACCAAGACAGUGUGGACAAGGGCAAGGAGGCCGAUGGUGUCCGCCACAAGACCUCUGCCUAUGAGAACCCAAAAUGGGCUUUCUUUGCCUUGGUGAAUGGCGUAGUGCUGGCUGGUGCGUGCACCUUUAUUUUGGCGUAUUACGGUUGAUCAUAAUCCAAUACGGUUGAUCAUAAUCCAAUACGGUUGAUCAUAAUCCAAUACGGUUGAUCAUAAUCCAAUACGGUUGAUCAUAAUCUAAUAUACCUUUUUUAAAGGAGGAUGAAACACUAGAAAAAGAAAAAGAAAAUUAAAAAAAUCAAUGAAAUUUUUAGAAAAAUUGAUGUUUACUGAAACUUGCGUCGAUCUUCUUUGAAUUUCUUGUUUUCUUGCAAGCUGACUUAAUCCAAGGGUUUCAUUCUACAUGUACAUAGUACACAGACUUACUUGCAAAUUUUUUCUAAUAUGCUAAAAGUGUAUGUUUUGUUCUGCAUUUUACUGUAUAAUAGUUUGUUAAUAAUUUCCGUGAAUGGUAGAGGCUUUCAAAAACUUGGGGGUAUUAGUCACAUAUUUUUACCGAUCAAAUAAAUUUAAAGAAUAUAUUAUUUAUGUAACAGGUCUGAAAAUAUAUGUACAAAAGAGAGAGAUUUUCUAUGUGUAAGUAAAACUGAUCUGUUGAGAAGGUCCCUGAAUGCAUUGAAGCAUAUUGUCCCCGGAAGCAUUGUAUUGAAGUCAUCCCUUCAAUCAGAAAUACUUCUGAGGAGAUCCCUUCAGGGAAGUUCUCCUUGACCUUGGGUCAGUGAGGGUGAUCUUGGGAUAGCUUUCUUGAUAGCUUGCUUGACACAUGACCAAAUGAGAGGAAAAGAGACUGACCACCCUCUUGCUUUGGGGAGUUCAAGAUUUGAGUUACAUUUUGAUGAUCAAAUUGAAGGUGGUUUGAUUGGUCUUCACACUGUCAAAAAGCUGUAUAUGGGGUGAGUUUUUCAUAAUUAUGUUAAUGAUUCUUUUAAACAUUUAUUUUGAUGCAUUUUUGUGAGAUUUAUAAAUAGAAAGUACUUGAUUGCAUAAAUUAUUUGAUAUUGAUUGCUGUGAUAUGUAUAUAUGCUAUGAAUGUAGCAAGAAGAAUUUAUAAAUGAAUCCUCUCUGUUUUAUGAAUCGGAUGGAUAAGUAUUUGGAAUUAUUUGGUGGCAUUUAUGUACUAUUUGUUUGUAUAUUGAAUAUGUUUUGCACCUGUCAGGUUUUUUUUUUUAGAUAAUGUACUGUAAACAGAAUGAUUGUGUGUAAAGUACACAUAAAUAGAAAAUGAUUUAUUUCAUUAGUAUAAUUCAAGACUUUUAUCAAAGAUGCCUAUUUACAGUGGUUGAACCUUGGAUUCGUCGACAAUGCUAUGUAUGUGACUUUCAAUCUGCAUGUAGAUUUGUCCUUGAGAACUCAAGAGGGAUGAGUUAAUGUUAUAUGAUCAAAGACAAAUUAUUACAAAAUAUAUUGUAUUGAUAUUAGUGUGAUAAUUGAUCGUGUUUACUUUCUUGUUUAUGUAAUGUAUAAAAUCAUACUGUAUACAUAAUUUUUUUAUAUCGUUGGACAAUGUAUGUUGAAGGAUUAUUAGGAAUAUAAGAUGACCCAAAUUGCAGGUCAUGAAAAUGUCACUAAUUAUGUUAAUGCUAUAUUUCAAUUGAACAUGGUAAAAACUAGGUGACUAAUCUAAUGUAUCAUGCCAGUUUAUUUGAAGAAUAAUCAUAACAUUUAAUAAUUGGUUGACAUUUUUAUCAUCUUAAGCACACUGAGGUUUGAAUUCUUUAAGAAUACAAUGAUUCAUUAUUGUGUGUGAUGAUGAUGUAAAAAAAAUGAUAUACAUGUACUCAUCAUAUUAUUCUUUUUUUCUUUCAAGGGUUGAUCUACCCUCAAAAUAAAUA